Molecule: messenger RNA, 1180 nt
Organism: Telopea speciosissima
Lineage: Eukaryota; Viridiplantae; Streptophyta; Magnoliopsida; Proteales; Proteaceae
Product: protein PHOSPHATE-INDUCED 1-like
Exons: 1
Coding region: 46-1026 (326 amino acids)
Source: RefSeq, a predicted model, not a curated record
GCUUCUCUUCUUAGAGUGUCUUCCCUUCUCUCCACGGUUUUUGAAAUGUUGAAAAUGGCUUCUUCUUCUUCUGUUUCCCUUCUCCUCUUGCAACUCCUGCUUGUAGUUUCCCUCUUUCAUGUCUCUUCUGCAGGAAGAAGACUGACUGAGUUGGUACAGGAGCAACCCCUGCUUCAAUACCAUAAGGGUUCCCUUCUUUCCGGCCAAAUCUCAGUUAAUCUCAUCUGGUACGGCAAAUUCAAGCAAUCCCAACAUGCUAUCAUCUCCGAUUUCAUAUCUUCCCUCUCCACAACCUCACCUCCCCUGAACACCCAACCCCAACCCUCUGUUCUUACAUGGUGGAAAACCACAGAGAAAUACUAUCAUCUCAGCUCUAAGAAACAAUCUUCGCUUUCCCUCCAUCUGGGCAAGCAGCUCCUCGAUGAGAACUACUCCUUGGGCAAAUCUCUAACCAGCAAACAACUUGUUCAGCUCGCAGCCAGAGGCGACCAUAGGAACGCCAUUAACGUCGUCUUGACAGCCUCUGAUGUUGCCGUUGAAGGGUUCUGCGUCAGUAGGUGCGGAACUCAUGGGUCCUCUCUGGAACACCACCACAUGAAGAAUGUUCGCUACAAGAAGCACAAGUUCGCUUACAUCUGGGUCGGCAAUUCGGAGACUCAAUGCCCUGGUCAAUGCGCUUGGCCCUUCCACCAACCCAUCUAUGGAACUCAGAGCUCUCCUUUGGUCGCCCCCAACAACGACGUUGGCCUUGACGGAAUGGUUAUCAAUCUCGCUAGCCUCUUGGCCGGAACUGCCACGAAUCCAUUCGGUAAUGGUUAUUACCAAGGAUCUGCAGAGGCACCUCUAGAAGCUGGUUCGGCUUGCCCUGGUAUAUAUGGAAAGGGAGCUUAUCCGGGUUAUGCUGGAGAGCUUUUGGUGGAUUCGACGACCGGUGCUAGCUACAAUGCCCACGGCGUAAAUGGGAGGAAGUAUAUGCUUCCGGCCCUGUACGAUCCUACCACAUCUUCGUGCUCGACAUUGGUCUAGAACAGUAGCAGAGUGGCUAAUUGUAUAUUCCUCAUAACAAUAGUAGGAAAACUAGGAUUAGAUACUGUAAUUUAUUUGUUUAUUUGUUCAUUUUUUGCCCCAUUAUGAUCGAAUAAUUUAUAAAAGCAAAUAACUUUGGGUUUGCUCCUUCAAC